UGUGUCCACAGAUUCUCUUAGGGAAGCAUGGUUUUUGAAAAUGGUUCUUUCGUGACUGAAUUCCUUCUUUUGGGAUUAACAGACCAACCAGAUCUCCAGCUCCCCCUGUUCUUACUGUUCCUAGUAAUAUAUAUGGUCACUGUGCUGGGAAACUUGGGCAUGGUAACUUUAAUUGUGCUGAAUUCACACCUACACACCCCCAUGUAUUUUUUCCUGUUUAAUCUGUCCUUUAUAGAUCCCUGUUAUUCUUCUGUGUUUACACCCAAAAUGCUGGUUAAUUUCAUAUCAAAGAAGAAUGUUAUUUCUUACAUGGGGUGCAUGACCCAACUUUACUUUUUGUGUUUUUUUUGUAUUUCUGAGUGCUAUGUGCUGACAUCAAUGGCCUAUGAUCGCUAUGUGGCCAUCUGUACCCCGCUUUUGUAUAAUGUUACCAUGUCUCUUAAAGUGUGUUCCAGCCUUAUACUUGGUUCAUGCUUGAUGGCAUUUUUUGAUGCCAUGGCUGUCACUGGAUGCAUGCUGAGACUGACUUUCUGUGAUGCAAAUACCAUCAACCAUUAUUUGUGUGACAUCCACCCUCUGCUCCAGCUCUCCUGCACAAGUACCUACAUCAAUGAACUGGUGGUUUUCGUCAUGGCAGGCAUCAAUGUCGUUGUGCCCAGUCUCACCAUCUUUGUCUCUUACAGUUUUAUCCUCUCCAGCAUCCUUCGCAUCAGUUCCACAGGGGGAAGGUCAAAAGCCUUCAGCACCUGCAGUUCCCACAUAAUUGCUAUUUCUCUGUUCUUUGGAUCAGGUGCAUUUAUGUAUCUCAAACCAUCUUCUUCUGUGUCUAUGGAUGAGGGAAAAAUCUCUUCUGUCUUUUACACCAAUACCGUUCCCUUGCUGAACCCCUUAAUUUACAGCUUGAGGAACAAAGAUGUUAAACUUGCUCUGAGAAGAACCCUGAGUAGGAGACAGUGUUGA
Messenger RNA from Hippopotamus amphibius kiboko, 960 nucleotides. Its product is annotated as olfactory receptor 8B3-like. Gene Ontology annotation, cellular component: membrane. The transcript has a single exon. Gene Ontology annotation, biological process: sensory perception of smell; G protein-coupled receptor signaling pathway. The record is from RefSeq and is a predicted model, not a curated record. Lineage: Eukaryota; Metazoa; Chordata; Mammalia; Artiodactyla; Hippopotamidae. Gene Ontology annotation, molecular function: odorant binding; G protein-coupled receptor activity; olfactory receptor activity. Bases 28 to 960 code for a protein of 310 amino acids.